AUGCAGCGCUCGGCGCUCCUGGCCUCUGCGGCUCUGCAGGUGAUGCAUCCAGAGUUAUAUUGGGCUUCGGUUAAAACCCAGAUCAAACUCGCCCGAUGGGCUAUGGACAACGGCCACGAUGAGAUAUAUACUCGUUUGCAACUUUGGGCCUCGGUGCUCAACUGCGCAGCGGUUAUUUGUAACCGGCAAUGCCCUCUUCACAGAGAUCCACGAUCUCCUCCAGAGGGGUUCGACGUAAUGACCAGUGUCAGCGAAUAUUACGAUGGGCUCAUGACCUUAUCCAACCUCGGUAUACAGUUGCGAUACAACUCUGGCGCCAUGGUUGCUUGCUCUGGACUGAUCGUGAGGCAUGGGGUCACAUUCACUGGUAAUCGCAUUGUGUGGAUGUGGUUCAUGUGCGAUAGCCUUCACAAUUUUGUGGGGACACCUCGGCCACAGUAUGCGAGUUACAUGAAUGUAGAUUGGGAUUUCUCAGUUUCAGCCUAG
Suillus plorans is the source of this 486-nucleotide messenger RNA. RefSeq lists its product as uncharacterized. Lineage: Eukaryota; Fungi; Basidiomycota; Agaricomycetes; Boletales; Suillaceae. The record is from RefSeq and is a predicted model, not a curated record. The transcript has a single exon. The coding region runs from base 1 to 486 and encodes 161 amino acids.